This is a messenger RNA of Lampris incognitus (smalleye Pacific opah), 597 nucleotides long. Its product is annotated as zgc:153031. Gene Ontology annotation, molecular function: NADP binding; dihydrofolate reductase activity. The coding region runs from base 1 to 597 and encodes 198 amino acids. Gene Ontology annotation, cellular component: mitochondrion. The record is from RefSeq and is a predicted model, not a curated record. Gene Ontology annotation, biological process: tetrahydrofolate biosynthetic process; dihydrofolate metabolic process; glycine biosynthetic process. The transcript has 6 exons. Lineage: Eukaryota; Metazoa; Chordata; Actinopteri; Lampriformes; Lampridae.
AUGUCUGCUUUAGACAAAGUGAAGAGAAAACCCAUCCGGCUCAUCGCUGCAGCCUGCAACGGCAUGGGGAUUGGAAAAGACGGACACCUCCCGUGGAGCUUGACGUCUGAAUUCCAGUACUUUGUCAAAACUGUUACCAGAGUCUCGCGGCCAGGAAAUAUGAACAUGUUGGUGUGGGGCAAAAUUUGCUGGUAUUCAGAACCUGAGAGCUUAUUCCCAAUGUCAAAUGUUCUGCAUGUGGUCCUUAGUAAAACUCUAAGCACUGUUCCAGAUCACGCCCACUUUCUGUGCCAGGAUUUUGAGAGUAGCAUCCUCCUGGCCACGCUGCCUCCGCUCGGUGACUUGAUAGAGACCAUUUGGGUUGUCGGUGGGGUCCAGGUCUACGAGGACGGCUUGAAGCACCCAUGGUGCGACUUGGUUUACCUCACAAACAUCAUGGCCGACUUUGACUGCAACGUUUUCUUUCCGCCGUUUGAUAGACGUGUCUAUAAAUUGCAAGAGGGAUUUCCGGGAGUUCCAAGUGAAAUUCAAGAGGAGGACGGCAUAAAGUAUAAAUUUGAAGUAUUCAAGAAGGAAAUUUGUGACGUGGAAGACUGA